AUUAUCUUCCUCCCCAGACUGACUCUGUUUCUUCUCCACCAUUCACAGUCGAGAAAAUGGCUUCUCUGAGCAUCUCUCUUCUUCCCAAAACCCUAACCCCCGCCACCAGGAAUCAGAACACUCUCCCUUCGCUUCCUUCCACCUCAUCCCUAUCGUUCCUACCGUGCGCUCCGGCGCACCUAAUCAAAUCAAGAGCCGCCGCUUUCACGGCCGUGAGAGCGUUGGGCGAUGGUGAAUACUCUGCGAAGAGGAGAAGCGGCGGCGAGGAAAGGGAAACGAUAAUGUUACCUGGCUGUGACUACAACCACUGGCUCAUCGUUAUGGAAUUCCCCAAAGACCCAGCUCCAACCAGAGACCAGAUGAUUGAUACUUAUCUCAACACUCUUGCCACCGUCCUCGGCAGCAUGGAAGAAGCCAAGAAGAAUAUGUACGCAUUUAGUACCACAACAUACACCGGGUUUCAAUGCACCGUUUCUGAAGAAACAUCCGAGAAAUUCAAGGGUCUACCCGGUGUUUUAUGGGUCUUGCCCGAUUCAUAUAUCGAUGUUAAGAACAAGGAUUACGGAGGAGAUAAAUACGUUAAUGGAGAGAUAAUUCCAUGUCAAUAUCCGACUUAUCAACCAAAGCAGGAUAGAAGUACAAAGUACAAGAGCAAAGCAUACGUAAGACAGAGAGAUGGCCCUCCUGCUGAACAAAGAAAACCUAAAAAACAAGAAGCCGCUCCAGAAUCUACCUCUUAAUGAAUUACGUCCCGUGUAGCAGUUGCAAUUCGAAUUGGUAUAAAUGGAUUUUUUGUAAUGUUGUUUACAGCUUGGGAUUGGUUUCACAAAUGGGAGGUUGAUUAAGAUUAGCGAUUCCCCUCAUAAUCGGAGCUGUACGAGUAUGUAAUCUGGAACUCCUUAAUCCUUAAUCAUGGUUCUACAAUCGAUUGUCUGAGUAACGAUGCUUGUUUCCUUUCACCUAUGGUUGACUUUGGUAGCUUAAUAUUGUAAAAAAAAAAUUGUAUUUAAUAGUGUUGAACAAAAUUUAAGUUAAGCUUAUAUUCA
Molecule: messenger RNA, 1046 nt
Organism: Erythranthe guttata (spotted monkey flower)
Lineage: Eukaryota; Viridiplantae; Streptophyta; Magnoliopsida; Lamiales; Phrymaceae
Source: RefSeq, a predicted model, not a curated record